Molecule: messenger RNA, 2635 nt
Organism: Botrytis cinerea B05.10
Lineage: Eukaryota; Fungi; Ascomycota; Leotiomycetes; Helotiales; Sclerotiniaceae
Exons: 7
Coding region: 65-2491 (808 amino acids)
Source: RefSeq, a predicted model, not a curated record
GUUCAACUGUUCAUCUUUUCUAUCUGCCACUCAAGUCUUCGACCACUUCUCUUCACUUGACAGGAUGUCUGAAACUUUCACUCCCCGAUAUCUUUCUCUUGGUGGCUAUAAUCAUGUGUGUGCCAUAUCAGAGAAAGCUAUCAACUCUGCCAUGGUAAGUAUUUUCGAGAAGCGGCCAUCUUCAGCAGGUCAACUGGUUUGGGAAAAUGAACAGGCGUCAGAUGGCCAAUUGAAAUCAACACUGCUGGCGCCCCAAAUUGAGCUUGACGUGGAAACUGUGAAUAGUCUCAAUUUCAAGCUGGCACUUCGAUUUGAUAAAGGUCAAAUUUAUUUUGGUCAGAACACUUAUCAAAGAGUUGAUGGUUGGGUCGUCAUUUUCAACCUCGUCUGGCCCAAAGAAGCCACCCACGAUGGGACAAGAAGGCAGUUUGGCGAACUCGAAAACACACCUGAGACUGUGGAUUCUACACAGUCCAGUAUCAUUGGUCUCAGUCCAGGAGAAUACUCUGUUCAUCGGCUUUUAGCCAUCAUUGCCUAUCUUGAUUGGGGCAGCCCUGUAUGGGAAGAAUCCUAUUUGACAGAACAAGAUGGAACCAAGCUUUAUCUUGAUAAAUGGGCAGCAGAUUCAAGCAACAACGCAUUAUAUAGUCAGGUUCAGCAAUUUAUACGAGAGUUAGGACUCUCAAACAAACACGCAUCUUUGCUCAUGCAAAAUAUGCAAGUGGAUAUACCUAGGCCCAAAUUGAGUGAAGAGCAGGUCGCCCUCGCUCCAAAAAUGCUUCGAUUGCAACAAUACCCAUAUAUCAACGCAGCUACUCAAGGGCUGGAAGACGAUGGAUCCCCUAUGACUGGCCAAAAUGGAAAUCCUCACAACUGUCUCUGUUUCUGCGAGAUUGAUUUUGAUCAGGGUUCGUCCUUACCAGAGGAUCCUUUGCCAUUUAACGGAAACUUUGCAUGGCCCGGAGACGGUUCAAAAGAUGAGUCUCUGGGAACAUUUGUCAUCGACAGCAGUGUGCUCAAUACAGGCUGUACUACUCUUCACCAAGUUGUGCAAAUGAUCUGCCAAAAGGUACUUGUAUGCCCUCUUGUGCCUCACAUGAUUGACAAAAGGCCUGAUGAGAAUACAAUAUACUUGUCACAGAGGUUUCUCGGGAUUGAUGACAUGGAUGACGGUGAAUCCAGCACUAUUCCAGCAUUGCGAAUUGAAAAUGGAGAUUUUGAUCUUGUUAAGUCCUCUGACGUUCAGUAUCGCUGGUCAAAGUCAUUUUCCGCACCAGGAGAACACAUAUCAUCAUCUGGUGGAGCUUGGUCGGCCGAAUACCAUUUGACUGCCGAGACAUCCAUAUGUUUAGAUAGCGGAACGUCAGAUUCCCUUAUUUUUACACUCAGCGGACAUGUCAACUACUCUGGUUCGAUCAGUUGGCCCAGAGAAGAUGUAUACAAUGUAGCCCAGUGGUUCCCUGAUAUUAGCCAUGAUGUGAAUUGGACAGCCGCAAUUAAUAUGGGCGAAUUAGACUCGGAUGAUCCUACUGCAAAAGUUGGCAGAUGUAAUCUUGAAAACUCAGACGAUCUGGAAAUUUUGGUGCCUUCAGAUCUCGAUUCUGUAGUCCCUUCAGAUCCAGAAACGAGCUGGGAUUAUUUCUUGAGGGGUUAUAGGACAAUGGUUGGCAGCAUGCUCGUGGAUGUACCCGGCAUGCUUUCCCCCCCAAAUGUCAAAGUGGCUUAUCCAGGAAAGGAUGAGCUUGAGUUCGGAAUCGGUGCAUUGAACCCAGUGGGCGACAUCAUUGUUCCCAUUGACUAUCUAUAUCCAAAUCCGAGUCGCGUCACCUGGAUUUCUACGCCAGAAGAUCACCCGCAAAAUACAAACACGGCUACAAAUGUGGUUUAUACCUCUGACACAUCUGUCACCAAAGACAUUCCACAUAUCACCUGGACAGGCACAUUGGCGUACGACGCCGACACCAAAAAAGCAAAUCUUACACUCCAAGGAUCGAACAAAUCAGGUGCAAAGCUAGCCUUCAAAACAGUCAAGGCCACUUUUCUGAGAGUGCAGGCUGUGAGUGAUCAUUGUCUUUGGAAUGCAGAUUGUGGUAGUUGGAGUCAAGAUACAACUUCCGAUUCGCACUGGUCGAUCACAAGAGAUAGCAUCCCUCAGAAUCUCAAAGCAAGAGUAGAGAUUGUGAAUAAUGAGAUGCAGUUUACCAUUUCUCCGCAGGGGACUGCCGGGUACGCUGACCCUGAUAGAUUUUUCAUAUCUGCAGGUGGAUCUCUCACCUUGAAUUUGAAUGGAAAAGCAAACACAGAUGGGAGUGAUGAUACUUUCAUUGUUCAGCUGACUGAAAAUUGGGCCGGCCUUACAGUUGCACGACCAAUCAAUGGACGAGCAGAUGCUUUCAUGGCCAUAGAGGUCAAGGCUGAUGGUGCAAGCACAACUCCCUCCAUCAUCACUCAGAGCGAGGCUGAUGCUGAGCGAGGAGUAAAGCAGACAUGAGUUGCUAGACCGUUUUUCAACCAUGACAGCAAACUUUGAUUUGAUGAGCUGAAGUUUACGGAAGCGAGAUUGACACUUACUUGACUUGUCCUCUUAUUAUAUUAGCUAGCCAUAAUUUGAUUUCUACUCCUGCGCAUGCCCUCA